AUGGCACGUCCGUGGACUCAUCUAAUUCGUUUCAUUGCCAAAGAGGAUGGCCGCAUCCAUCUUGGGCAAAUUAACCCCGAAAAGUUUCCAGAUGUUGGCUUGGCCGUUUUCGAAGGAAAGAGUGUCGAUGCAAAGGUUAUCUCCGGGUCAGUGUACGAUGGUGUGGUAACGGAUCGAACUCUUCAUGUUGCUCAGCUGCUGCCACCUGUGACCGUCGAGCAGACGCCAUUGAUCCGAUGUCUAGGCCUCAACUACAGAGAUCAUGCAAAGGAGGCCAACAUGCCGAUCCCUGACGUCCCAGUGCUCUUCAUCAAGCCACGAACUAGCUUGAACGGGCCCUAUCCAGCCAAAAUCAAUAUCCCCAAAAUCGCUCAGGACGACACAGCUGACUAUGAGGCUGAACUGACCUUCAUUCUGUCCAAGGAUGGUCGAGACAUCCCUGAGUCGGACGCAAUGGACUAUGUUCUCGGGUACACUUGUGGCAACGAUGUCAGCGCGAGAACCCAACAGCUGAAGAAUAGCCAAUGGAACUUUGGCAAGGGUAUGGAUGGAUCAGCUCCAAUCGGGCCUGUCCUCGUUUCCCCAAAGGCAAUCCCGAAUCCGCACGGAUUGAACAUAGUUGCAACACACAACGCAAACACGGUCCAAGAGACAAACACAAGGGAGAUGAUCUUCAACAUUCCCAAGACUUUGGCGUAUUUGUCGAGUGGUACCACCUUAGAGAGAGGCACCAUAGUUAUGACAGGGACAGGCCCCGGAAUUGGCAUGACCCGCAACCCAAAAGUAGUGCUUCGACACGGAGACGACAUGAGGGUGUGGAUUGAGAGUAUUGGGACGUUGGUAAAUGAGGUAUACUACGAGUGA
Molecule: messenger RNA, 864 nt
Organism: Cladophialophora psammophila CBS 110553
Lineage: Eukaryota; Fungi; Ascomycota; Eurotiomycetes; Chaetothyriales; Herpotrichiellaceae
Exons: 4
Coding region: 1-864 (287 amino acids)
Molecular function (GO): catalytic activity
Source: RefSeq, a predicted model, not a curated record